CCAACACACCAAGCAGAUCAUUAUGCAUUUCCCAGUCAUAGUGAAGAUUAUCCAAAUGCUCCAAUUUCAACAAUUAGGCUACCUUGGCUUCCAUAAGCUUCUCAGGAAGGAGAGCGCCUCAACAGCCUCCCUUUAUUCUUUCUUUGGAAUUUUGAAAUGGCUUCUGAACAUCCUUUCAAGCGAAUACUGACCAGUCUUCCCAGAUCAGAAGGUGGCGAGUUCGGAAAGUUUUACAGUUUUCCAGCACUGAAUGACCCUAGAAUUGACAAGUUGCCAUACUCAAUAAAGAUAAUUUUGGAAUCUGCAAUACGUAAUUGUGACAACUUCCAAGUCACUAAAGAUGAUGUUGAGAAAAUUAUUGAUUGGGAGAAUACAUCAUCACAGAAAGUUGAAAUUUCUUUCAAGCCUGCUCGUGUACUCCUUCAGGACUUCACUGGAGUACCAGCAGUUGUUGACCUUGCUUGUAUGCGAGAUGCUAUGGCGAAGCUUGACGGUGAACCUAACAAGAUAAAUCCAUUGGUUCCAGUGGAUCUUGUAAUUGAUCAUUCAGUUCAGGUUGAUGUAGCAAGGACUGAAAAUGCAGUACAUGCAAAUAUGGAACUUGAAUUUCGGAGGAAUAAAGAGAGAUUUGCUUUCCUCAAAUGGGGAUCUUCUGCCUUCAAUAACAUGCUUGUUGUUCCUCCUGGUUCUGGAAUUGUCCACCAGGUUAACCUGGAAUACCUUGGAAGGGUUGUUUUUAAUACUGAUGGUAUGCUCUACCCCGAUAGUGUGGUUGGUACUGAUUCGCACACGACCAUGAUUGAUGGGUUAGGCAUUGCUGGUUGGGGAGUUGGGGGAAUUGAAGCAGAGGCAGCAAUGCUCGGCCAGCCUAUGAGCCUGCUACUACCUGGUGUUGUUGGAUUCAAGUUGUCUGGGAAAUUGAGAAAUGGCGUUACUGCUACUGAUUUGGUCUUAACGGUGACCCAAAUGUUGAGGAAGCAUGGAGUUGUUGGCUACUUUGUUGAAUUCUAUGGAGAUGGAAUGAGCGAAUUAUCAUUGGCUGACAGAGCCACUAUUGCAAACAUGUCUCCUGAAUAUGGAGCAACCAUGGGCUUCUUCCCCGUUGAUCAUGUGACAUUGCAGUAUCUUAAAUUAACAGGAAGAAGUGAUGAGAAAGUAGCAAUGAUAGAAGCAUACUUGCGUGCAAACAAAAUGUUUGUUGACUACAACGAGCCUCAAGAGGAAAGAGCAUACACAUCUUAUCUGCAGUUGGACUUAGCAGAAGUCGAACCCUGUGUUUCAGGACCAAAGCGUCCCCAUGAUCGAGUUCCUUUGAGAGACAUGAAGGCUGACUGGCAAGCAUGUCUGAAUAACAAAGUUGGAUUCAAGGGGUUUGCUAUUCCGAAGGCUGAACAGGGUAAGGUGGCAAGAUUUUCAUUCUAUGGAAAAAGUGCAGAACUUAAGCAUGGUAGUGUUGUCAUUGCUGCUGUAACAAGUUGUACAAACACAUCAAACCCAACUGUUAUGCUCGGGGCUGGACUUCUUGCUAAGAAAGCAUGUGAACUUGGCCUGGAGAUUAAGCCUUGGAUGAAAACCAGUCUUGCUCCAGGUUCUGGAGCGGUUACAAAAUAUCUGCUUCAGAGCGGCUUGCAAGAGUACUUGAAUCAGCUGGGUUUCCAUACUGUUGGAUAUGGCUGCACAACUUGCAUUGGGAAUUCAGGAGACCUUGAUGAAUCAGUUGCUUCAGCAAUUACAGAAAAUGACAUUAUUGCUGCAGCCGUUCUUUCUGGAAAUCGAAAUUUCGAAGGUCGUAUUCAUCCAUUAACUAGAGCCAAUUAUCUGUGUUCUCCUCCACUAGUUAUUGCUUAUGCACUUGCUGGCACAGUUGAUAUUGACUUUGACAAAGAGCCAAUUGGAAAAGGGAAGGAUGGAAAUGAUGUAUACUUUAAGGAUAUCUGGCCUACUAGUGAAGAAAUUGCAGAGGUCGUUCAAUCCAAUGUGUUGCCUGAUAUGUUCAAAAGCACUUACGAAGCCAUUACUAAAGGCAACCCGACGUGGAACCAGCUCUCUAUUCCUGCUUCCACCAUAUACUCAUGGGAUCCAAACUCCACCUACAUUCAUGAGCGCCCAUUUUUCAAGGACAUGACCAUGAACCCACCUGGUCCACAUGGAGUUAGAGAUGCCUAUUGCUUGCUCUAUUUAGGUGACAGUAUAACCACAGAUCAUAUUUCUCCAGCUGGAAGCAUACACAAAGACAGCCCUGCUGCAAAGUACCUCAUUGAUCAUGGAGUCGAUCGAAAAGACUUCAAUUCCUAUGGUAGCCGGCGGGGCCAUCAUGAAGUGAUGGCAAGGGGAACUUUUGCCAACAUUCGGAUUGUAAACAAGCUUUUGAAUGGAGAAGUUGGGCCGAAGACUAUUCACAUUCCAACAGGAGAUAAGCUCAAUGUUUUUGAUGCAGCAAUGAGAUACAAAGGGGAUGGAGAGGACACCAUUGUGUUGGCUGGAGCAGAUUAUGGAAGUGGCAGUGCUAGAGAUUGGGCUGCCAUGGGUCCAAUGCUGUUGGGAGUGAAAGCGGUGAUUGCCAAGAGUUUUGAGAGAAUUCAUAGAAGCAACCUGGUAGGGAUGGGGAUAAUCCCACUUUGUUUCAAGGACGGGGAAGAUGCAGAGACUCUGAGCUUGACUGGCCAUGAACGCUACACAAUAGAGAUUCCAAAGAACAUCAGGGAGAUAAGGCCUGGUCAAGUUGUUAGUGUGGCAACACACGAUGGGAAAUCUUUCACAUGUACAGCCCGCUUUGACACCCAGGUGGAGUUAAUAUAUUUUGACCAUGGUGGUAUUCUGCAGUAUGUUAUCCGAAACCUCAUUAAGCACUAAUAGAGCCUACUCUGGCUUCUGUUCUGACCAACUGACUUUGUCUUAUACAAAUUAUUAAAAUAUAUACAGAAAAUUUCUACCUCA
Molecule: messenger RNA, 2937 nt
Organism: Ziziphus jujuba (common jujube)
Lineage: Eukaryota; Viridiplantae; Streptophyta; Magnoliopsida; Rosales; Rhamnaceae
Product: aconitate hydratase, cytoplasmic-like
Exons: 20
Coding region: 157-2853 (898 amino acids)
Biological process (GO): citrate metabolic process; tricarboxylic acid cycle
Cellular component (GO): cytosol; mitochondrion
Molecular function (GO): 4 iron, 4 sulfur cluster binding; aconitate hydratase activity
Source: RefSeq, a predicted model, not a curated record